Molecule: messenger RNA, 1641 nt
Organism: Dromiciops gliroides (monito del monte)
Lineage: Eukaryota; Metazoa; Chordata; Mammalia; Microbiotheria; Microbiotheriidae
Product: ankyrin repeat and SOCS box protein 12-like
Exons: 5
Coding region: 372-1325 (317 amino acids)
Biological process (GO): regulation of barbed-end actin filament capping
Cellular component (GO): cytoplasm; nucleus
Molecular function (GO): protein binding
Source: RefSeq, a predicted model, not a curated record
CGCCCCAGCCCGGAGCGGGCUCCUGCCUCACAAAGGUGGACACCGACGUCACCGGCCGUCCGCGCCCACGGUGGGGCCGGCCUUGCUCCGACUCUGCUCUCAUCGGCUUGCGGUUCCGAUGGAGGGCUGCAAGAGACCCCAGGGUCAUUGGGUCCAACUCCCUCAUCUUAUGAAAAGGUGAAGUACUGUGUCCACUACCUCCUGAGGCAUGACCGAACUGAGAGGCUUGUGACCUAGCUACCUCCUACUGUUUGCCUUCUCCUGUGACCUCAGUGGAAGCUCGUUUCCAUCCAACCAUCUCCUCCUUCUGCCAUCUACGGUUCAUAGGCUGAAGAUCCCUUCUGAAGAUCUGGUUUGUUCUGCCACUCAAGAUGAGAGGGGUUCUUCUUCAACCUGCAGAGAUGAACCUCAUGGACAUCAGUAAGAUAUUCUCCCUGCUGCAACAGCCCGACGAGGAAGACAAUGCUGGUGAGAAGCAGGAGCUGAACCAAAUUGUCUGUGACAACGAUGCCAGCACCCUAGACCAGCUCCUUCACCAGAAGCGCUACAAGCGCUUCAUCAACAGCCGCAGCGGCUGGGGUGUGCCAGGUACCCUGCUCCGACUGGCUGCCUCUCGUGGCCACCUUAGCUGCCUGGAAGUUCUCCUGGCCCAUGGGGCAGAGGUGGACUGCCUGGAUGUUAAGGCCCAGACACCCCUGUUCACUGCGGUCAGCCAUGGGCACUUGGACUGUGUUCGGGUCCUGCUGAAGGCUGGGGCCAGCCCCGGGGGCAGCAUCUAUAACAACAGCUCCCCGGUUCUCACAGCUGCUCGGAAUGGUGCCAGUGAGAUUCUGAGGGAGCUCCUGGACCAUGGAGCAGAUGCCAACGUCAAGGGUCGGGCGCCUGAGUGGGCUUCCAACAUUGCCUCCUGCUCCGGGCCUCUCUACCUGUCAGCUGUCUACGGCCAUCUCGAGUGCUUCCGCCUUCUCCUGCUGUAUGGCGCUGACCCUGACUACAACUGCACAGAUAGACAGCUGCUUUCCCGAGUGACCAAGCCACGCACACUGCUCGAAUUCUGCCUCCAGCACAACUGCCCAUUGGAGUACAUUCAGCUGCUUGUAGAUUUUGGGGCCAAUGUCUAUCUCCCAUCUCUGCCCCUGGAGAAGAUCGAUCCGGGUGGGGAAGGUGUGGCCCUGCUGCUGAGGGAAAGAACUCAUCCCAAGUCCCUGAUGUCCCAGACUCGUCUUGCAGUCCGAAAAGCUCUUCAGGGCUCUUACCAGGUCAAGGCCAUCGACCAACUAGAUAUUCCACCUAUGUUGAUUAAUUACCUCAAGCACGAGGAGUAAGGCAAGUGGGCUGUGGCUGUCCUGGGAAAGCAGGAGCCCUGGGCACACAUACCCACAACCUAUCUACACCCUGAGAAAGAAUACUUGUCAUCUCCCUGAAGCUGGUUACAUUCACAUCACUUUUUCUAUCCCAAUAAAGGUAGACUCUAGAGUUGAUUUAUGCCCUUCUCCCCCUCUCCACCACCACUCCCACUACCAAGUGAAAAUCCUGCCCCUCUUUAGUUGAAAGCAAGGACUCCAAAAAUCCCCUUAGCAGAAGGUGCACAGGCCAUCCCCUCUUCAAGAUAGCUUAACUCCAGUUUGGUGAAUUAUUGCU